UGGAUGGCACUUAUCCCCAAGUCACUCGACCCAUCCACCAUGGCGACCACCACCCUCCUCAGCUCCUCCUUCUCCAUGCCCGCCGCCGCCGCCGCCGCUCGGAGGAGCACCACCGCGUCCGCCUCCUCCCUCGGCUUCGCCACCUCGCAGCUCGCUGGUCUCAGCCUCGGCGUCUCCACCUCCACGACCGCUGCCGUCGGCCCCCUCCCCAAGCAGCAGCUCCAGCCCAUCGUCGCGCGUCGGGUGUGCCCCUUCACCGGCAAGAAGACGAACCGUGCCAACAAGGUGUCCUUCUCCAACCACAAGACCAAGACGCAGCAGUUCGUGAACCUGCAGUACAAGAAGCUGUGGUGGGAGGCCGGCAAGCGCUUCGUCAAGCUCCGCCUCUCCACCAAGGCCCUCAAGACCAUCGAGAAGCACGGCCUCGACGCCGUCGCGCGCAAGGCCGGCAUCGACCUCAACAAGAAAUAGUCUGCUGCCGCUGCUCUUCCCUUCUUUCUUGCAUUCCCUUUCCUCUUGCAGUUGAUAAUACAUUCGAUAUAUUGUAGGCAAGGCAAGGUCGGAUAUAUUGUUGUUUCCUUUUUCA
Phragmites australis (common reed) is the source of this 586-nucleotide messenger RNA. RefSeq names its product large ribosomal subunit protein bL28c-like. Gene Ontology annotation, cellular component: ribosome. NCBI's taxonomy places the organism in Eukaryota, Viridiplantae, Streptophyta, Magnoliopsida, Poales, Poaceae. The record is from RefSeq and is a predicted model, not a curated record. Gene Ontology annotation, biological process: translation. The transcript has 2 exons. Bases 4 to 471 code for a protein of 155 amino acids. Gene Ontology annotation, molecular function: structural constituent of ribosome.